Messenger RNA from Fulmarus glacialis (Northern fulmar), 690 nucleotides. It is a transcript of the gene NANP, whose product is annotated as N-acetylneuraminic acid phosphatase. The annotation marks the transcript as partial. Lineage: Eukaryota; Metazoa; Chordata; Aves; Procellariiformes; Procellariidae. The record is from RefSeq and is a predicted model, not a curated record. The transcript has a single exon.
AACGCGCUGCAGUCCAAGCACCGCUGCGGUGAGGGAGAAGCCCGUGCCAUUUGCGGUAAGGUGCAGGCCAAGCUGCUCAGGGAGUGUCACGAUCCCGCUCGGACGUGCAUCACCGACCUGCGGAUUUCGCACUGGGAGGAGGCGAUCCAAGAGACGAUCGGAGGGGAGGCGAACCGAAACCUGGCCGCCGAGUGCUAUUUCCUGUGGAAAACCACCCGCCUCCAGCACCUCACCCUGGCCGAGGACACGCGGGGCAUGCUCACCGAGCUGCGGAAAGGGGUCCGUUUGCUGCUUUUAACUAACGGCGACAGACAGACGCAGAGGGAGAAGAUUGAGGCGUGCGCCUGUCAGCCCUACUUCGAUGCCAUCGUCGUGGGGGGAGAGCAGAAAGAAGAGAAACCGGCGCCAUCCAUAUUUCAUUACUGUUGUGAUCUCCUGGGGGUGCAGCCCGCAGAGUGUGUUAUGGUUGGUGACUCUCUAGAUACAGAUAUUCAAGGAGGCCUGAAUGCUGGCUUGAAAGCAACUGUCUGGCUAAACAAAGCAGCGAUUACCCCAGUAGAUACCUCCCCAGUACCUCACUAUAUUAUUUCUUCUGUUCUGGAUCUUCCAGCAGUUUUACAGAAGAUGGAGCACAAAAUUAAUGCUAACUCAGGAACUGACCAUAUGGCUAGUAGUAAUGAAGCGCAUUGA